AUGGAUUGGAGCAGGUGCUUGGUGGGCAAAUCUUAUUGGAUUCAUGAUAUUGCAGUCAUGGAAAUCUCCCUCUGUGCUAUAUUUUUACUCUUACAACUAUCAGUAGUAGCUGUUGCUUUAGUUGACUUGUAUGGAAACAGAUUUGGUCUUGUUUCAUCGUGUGAUUCAUGUUGGGGUCGAUUUUCAUCAGCUGUUGAACGCUUAAUUUGUUCUCAUCUUAGGGUUGCUUCCUGCUUGCUGUUGCCUGCCAUUCAGCUGGUUGUUGGAAUUAGCCAUCCCUCAUGGGUUUCUCUACCAUUUUUUAUUGGGAGCUGCAGUGGUCUUGUAGAUUGGUCUUUGACAAGCAAUUUUUUAGGACUUUUCAGGUGGUGGAAGCCUUUUCACUUGUAUGCAGGCUUCAACAUUGUCUUGCUUUAUGUGUAUCAGCUACCUGUGGAGUUUCCAGAUAUGUUACAAUGGAUAGCUGAUUUCAUUGGUCUGUUCAAGAUAACUUUACAUUCGGAUUGGACUGAAGUUUGUUCGAGCUUAUCUCUUUUACUUUUCUACAUCAUGAUCUGGUGUAAGGCAUACCAAUGUUUUGUUGACGGGAGCAGUUUUUCCGGACCUUUAGUAUCAACUUCUUCACAUAUGGAUUCCCGUUUUCAUUUUGCAAGUGUUUGUGCAUUCGGGCUACUUGCAUAUGUUGGCUACAUCAUAUAUGCCUUCCCUUCCUUAUUCCGUUUGCAUCGACUGAAUGGGCUGCUUCUUGUCUUCAUUCUCUUGUGGGCUGUUAGCACAUAUAUUUUCAAUGUAGCAUUUGCAUUCCUGAAUUGGAAAAUUGGGAAGAACACGGACAUAUGGGAGAUGGUUGGGUUGUGGCAUUAUCCCAUACCUGGAUUCUUUCUGCUUGCACAAUUCUGUCUUGGAAUAUUGGUUGCCUUGGGUAAUCUUGUGAACAACUCAGUUUUCCUUUGCUUGUCUGAUGAGGAUGGGCGAUUUUCAAAUGACAACAGCACCGUAGAAGGUGAGGGAGAGACCAAAGUAUUGAUUGUGGCCACAAUUGCUUGGGGACUGCGCAAAAGCUCUCGAGCUAUCAUGCUGGCACUUAUAUUUCUUAUUGCCAUGAAACCUGGUUUCAUCCAUGCUGUGUAUGUGAUAUUCUUUUUGAUAUAUCUUUUGAGCCACAACAUUAGCAGAAAGAUACGCCAGUCUUUGAUUCUCCUAUGUGAGGUUCACUUUGCACUAUUGUAUAUCAUUCAGAUUAAUCCGAUCUCUGAUGCUUUGGAGCAAAAAGGCUCUUUGAGUGCAGAAGUUUUAUCACAGUUAGGUCUCCUUCAACAUGAAAGCUCGUGGGAUUUUUUGAAAAUAGCUUUGCUUGCUUGCUUCUGUGCAAUUCAUAACCAUGGUUUUGAAAUGCUAUUUUCGUUCUCAGCAAUUGUGCAGCAUACCCCUAGCCGUCCAGUUGGAUUUAGCAUUCUGAAAGCUGGCCUGAACAAAUCAGUUUUGUUGUCAGUGUAUGCCUCCUCAGCCAUUAAGUACAGCCAUGAUAAUCCUUCUUAUGAGAAAAGAAUAGCAUUAUUCCUCAGUGCAAUUGGGCAGAGGUUUUUAUCUGUGUACCGAUCAUGUGGAACCUACAUUGCCUUCCUUACUAUUCUCCUUACUGUAUACCUGGUGAGACCCAAUUAUGUAUCAUUUGGGUACAUAUUCCUUCUCCUUGCUUGGAUAAUUGGAAGACAACUUGUUGAGAGAACGAAAAAGCGCCUUUGGUUCCCGUUGAAAGCAUAUGCAAUUGUGGUGUUUAUCUUUAUCUAUAGCUUGAGCAGUUUCCGCUGCAUUGAGGUUUGGUUGUCCAGGUUAAUAGACCUUUAUUUCUAUCUAGGCUAUGACUCAGAAGCUUCAUCUUUGGAAAAUGUUUGGGAAUCCCUAGCAGUCUUGAUUGUGAUGCAACUUUAUAGCUAUGAGAGGAGACAGAGCAGGUAUAACAAGCCAGAUGAUGCUGAUGUGUUAGAAUUUGGAGUGCUUGGGUUUAUAAAGCGGUUUGUCGUUUGGCACAGCAACAAGAUCUUGUUUAUUGCAGUAUUCUAUGCAUCUUUAUCUCCAAUUAGUGCAUUUGGAUUUUUGUAUCUACUUGGCCUUGUCAUCUGUUCAACAUUACCUAAAGCUUCACGGAUCCCGUCUAAAUUAUUCUUGGUUUACACAGGAUUUCUAGUAACAGCUGAGUAUCUUUUUCAGAUGUGGGGUAGACAGGCUGCAAUGUUUCCUGGACAAAAGCACUCUAAUAUUUCCCUUCUUUUAGGUUUCCGUGUAUUUAAACCUGGAUUUUGGGGUCUAGAAUUCGGCUUGAGAGGAAAAGUGCUGGUGAUUGCUGCGUGUACCCUUCAAUAUAAUGUUUUCCGCUGGUUGGGGAAGAUGCCAAGUACUAUCCUAAACAAAGGAAAGUGGGAAGAGCCUUGUCCAUUGUUUGUCUCAGCAGAAGAUGCCAAUAUUAAUUCUUCCAUCCCUAGUGAGGAAAACAAGCCAUCAAAAGAUUCUGAAGCACUUUCUGUGAAACGAGAAGGGGCUAGGAGCCAUUCAUGGCCAUAUUUCUCCCCAGGUUUAUCGGAAUCCCUUAAUCCUGUGUCCCCUAGAGCAGGAGGUUCUGAGGGUAGUAGCAGCAACAAGUACUCAUUUGGGUACAUUUGGGGCAGCACCAAGGAGAGUCAUAAGUGGAACAAGAAACGGAUUCUUGCCUUGAGAAAGGAGAGAUUUGAAACACAGAAGCUUAUCUCAAAAAUCUAUUUGAAAUUCUGGAUGGAAAAUAUGUUCAACCUCUUUGGUCUUGAGAUAAACAUGAUUGCGUUGCUUCUUGCAAGCUUUGCUUUGUUGAAUGCCAUUUCUUUGAGUACGUGGCCUUCAAAUCAUCCUGAUGAGACUAAUGCACGUUGCCAUGAUUGCUGGAAAAUCUCAACUAUGUAUUUCAGUUACUGCAAGUACUGUUGGUUAGGACUUAUUGUUGAUGAUCAGCGAAUGCUUAUCAGCUAUUUUGCUGUCUUCAUGUUUGCUUGUUUCAAACUUCGUGCUGACCAUUUGUCCGGCUUCUCGGUGUCAUCAACUUACCGUCAAAUGAUAUCUCAACGUAAAAAUAUAUUUGUGUGGAGAGACCUCUCUUUUGAAACCAAAAGCAUGUGGACCUUCUUUGACUACCUGAGGCUUUACUGCUACUGCCACCUAUUGGAUCUUGUGCUAGCGUUGGUUUUGAUUACUGGGACCAUUGAGUAUGACAUUCUGCACCUUGGUUAUCUUGCUUUUGCGCUGGUUUUCUUUCGGGUGAGACUUGAAAUCCUAAAGAAGAGGAACAAGAUAUUCAAGUUCUUGCGCAUAUACAAUUUUGCUCUUAUUGUUCUUUCUCUUGCAUAUCAAUCUCCUUUUGUGGGGGAGUUUUGUGCUGGAAAGUGUGAGACAGUAGAUUACAUAUUUGAGAUGAUUGGAUUUUAUAAGUAUGACUAUGGGUUUCGGAUUACUGCAAGAUCAGCUCUCGUUGAAAUUGUCAUAUUUAUGGUGGUAUCACUUCAGUCAUAUAUGUUUUCCUCCCAAGAAUUUGAUAAUGUUUCUCGAUAUCUUGAAGCUGAGCAAAUUGGUGCCAUUGUGCGUGAGCAAGAAAAGAAAGCUGCCUGGAAAACUGCACAGUUAAAACACAUUCGUGAAUCCGAGGAGAAGAAACACCAGCGCAACCUGCAAGUGGAGAAAAUGAAAUCAGAGAUGCUCAACCUGCAAAUCCAGCUUCACAGCAUGAACUCAGUUACUAAUUGUGGUGAUUCUCCUCCUGUCAGUGAAGGCCUAAGAAGGAGGAGGAGUACUUCUCUUAACUCAAAUAAUGAUGCUGGGAUCCCUGAUAAAGAAGGAUUACCCAUGAAAAAGGAGCAGAUACUUAAAGAGGAUUCGUUGUACCCUUAUGAAUUGCAUCGAUCUCCUGCAACAGUGAACAUGGAAAACCCAACAGUGGUGGAGUCUAUGAAGGAUUCGAUGGAAUCUUUUCACUGUGAGAUCACUGAAGUCGAAGAAGAUGUUACUGAUGGUGUAUUAUUUUAUUCUUCAGAAAAGAAGGAGAAAGUUAAAGGGCAAGCAAAGGAAAGCCCACUCAUCUCUGCAGUUCAUCUGAUAGGUGAUGGCGUUUCCCAGGUACAGUCUAUUGGAAAUCAGGCAGUUAACAACCUAGUAAGCUUUUUGAACAUUGAACAAGAUUCUGAUAUCAGUGAGCACUCUUCUGUUGAGGAUGGGGUAUAUGAUGAGAUGGAGAGCCAAAACACUAAGUAUAUGUGUUUUAACCGUUCAUCUUCCCUGCAGUCCGAUACGAGUUCUGAUCCCACAAGUCUGCAGUUAGGAAGGAUCUUCCGUCACAUAUGGUCCCAAAUGCGGUCCAAUAAUGAUAUUGUGUGUUAUUGUUGCUUUGUCAUUGUCUUCUUGUGGAACUUCAGUUUGCUUUCUAUGGUGUAUUUGGCAGCCUUAUUCUUGUACGCCCUAUGUGUAAAUUCUGGUCCAAGUUACAUCUUCUGGGUUAUUAUGCUGAUUUACACAGAAGUCUAUAUUUUGCUUCAGUAUCUGUACCAGAUUAUCAUCCAGCACUGGGGUUUGAGUGUUGCUUCAGACCUACUUCGUGAGUGGGGAUUUCCUGCACAUAAAAUCACAUCUUCUUUUGUUGUCAGUUCAUUGCCUCUCUUUCUUGUCUACUUAUUUACCCUCAUACAGAGCUCUAUAACUGCAAAAGAUGGUGAGUGGAUGUCAUCUACAGACUUCGACUUCUAUAGGAGGAGUGCUUUCCAUGGAAAAGAGGUUCCUGUAAGUUAUAGCUGGAGUGAGAAAACAAAGGAGCUGCUGCACAUAAUGGGAAAUGCAAUAAAAUUGAUAAUCAGAAGCUUCUUUAGGUACUGGGAAUCACUGACACAGGGAGCAGAUUCCCCUCCUUACUUUAUUCAGGUGUCUAUGGAUGUCCGCUCAUGGCCAGACGAUGGAAUUCAACCAGAAAGGAUUGAGUCUGGAGUAAAUCAAUUGCUUAGAAUCAUCCAUGAUGAAAGGUGCAAGCAGAAAACCCCUACCCCAUGCCCUUUUGCUAGUAGGGUGCAUGUUCAAAGCAUUGAAAGGAGUCAAGAAAAUGAAAAUGUAGCGUUGGUUGUUUUCGAGGUGGUAUAUGCCUCCCCCGUAACAGAGUGUGCUUCGGUAGAAUGGUACAAUUCACUUACUCCAGCAGCUGAUGUGGCAAAGGAAAUUCUAAAAGCACAGCAUGCUGGGUUUGUUGAAGAAAUAGGAUUCCCAUACCCUAUACUCUCUGUAAUUGGGGGAGGCAAAAGGGACGUUGAUCUAUAUGCCUAUGUGUUUGGUGCUGAUCUGACUGUUUUCUUUUUAGUCGCGAUAUUCUACCAAUCUGUCAUAAAAAAUAAAAGUGAAUUUCUGGACGUGUAUCAGCUUGAUGAUCAGUUUCCUAAGGAGUUUGUGUUCAUCUUAAUGAUCAUCUUUUUCUUGAUUGUCCUUGAUCGCAUAAUCUACCUCUGCUCAUUUGCCACCGGAAAAGUAAUUUUCUACCUUUUCAACCUCAUCCUCUUCACAUAUUCAGUUACAGAGUAUGCUUGGCACAUGGAACCUUCCCACCAACAUGCUGGAGGAUUAGCACUUCGUGCUAUAUUUCUUGCAAAAGCAGUUUCUCUGGCACUGCAGGCUAUACAACUCCGACAUGGAAUUCCUCAUAAAAGCACUUUGUACCGGCAGUUUUUGACCAGUGAAAUUUCACGAAUUAAUUACUUAGGAUAUCGACUAUAUCGUGCUCUGCCAUUCCUUUAUGAAUUGAGAUGUGCACUUGACUGGUCAUGCACAACCACAUCUUUGACCAUGUAUGAUUGGCUGAAACUGGAGGACAUACAUGCAAGCUUGUACCUUGUCAAAUGUGAUGCAGUCUUGAAUAGAGCAAAGCACAAGCAAGGAGAAAAGCAAACAAAAAUGACCAAAUGCUGCAACGGCAUAUGUCUUUUUUUCAUAUUGAUUUGUGUUAUUUGGGCUCCAAUGCUGAUGUAUAGCAGCGGUAACCCGACCAACAUUGAAAACCCCAUUAAAGAUGCCAGUGUUCAGGUUGACAUCAAGACAGCGAGUGGAAGGUUGAGUCUGUAUCAAACCACCCUCUGUAAAAAGCUCCAAUGGGAUACGCUCAACUCUGAUGUUAAUCUUGAUCCCAAAGGUUAUUUGGAUACAUAUAAUCAGAAGGAUGUCCAGUUGAUAUGCUGUGAAGCUGAUGCAAGUACUCUGUGGCUUAUCCCCAAUGUGGUUCAGACAAGAUUCAUUCAGUCCCUUGAUUGGGAGACCCACAUGGAUAUAUCUUUUACUUGGGUGCUUACCAGGGGCAGGCCCAAAGGCAAGGAAGUUGUUAAAUAUGAAAGAAGUGUGGAUCCUCAGGAUCUUCCAAAACAAUCAGAUGUCCAGCAAGUUCUUAAUGGCUCUAUAAACAGCUUUAGGAUAUACAAUGUUUAUUCAAGAUACUUCCGCGUCACUGGUUCCGGGGAUGUAAGACCAUUGGAACUAGAGGAUAAUUUUGUUAGUGCGGAUCUUGUCAUAAAUCGUGCUAAUUAUGACUGGUGGUCCUUCCAUGACAUCAAUUCAUCCGACGUCAAUGGAUGUGGAGGUUUGAGAGGACCCAUGGCCAUCAUUGUAUCUGAGGAAACACCGCCACAGGGUAUUCUUGGUGACACCCUUAGCAAGUUCAGCAUCUGGGGUCUCUACAUAACAUUUGUUCUUGCUGUUGGCCGCUUUAUCAGACUUCAAUGCUCUGACUUAAGAAUGAGAAUCCCCUAUGAGAACCUUCCUUCCUGUGAUAGGUUGAUAGCCAUUUGUGAGGAUAUAUAUGCUGCAAGAGCAGAGGGUGAGCUUGGAGUUGAAGAGGUCCUUUACUGGACGCUGGUGAAGAUUUACAGGUCACCGCACAUGCUGCUCGAAUACACAAAACCCGACUAG
This is a messenger RNA of Prunus armeniaca (apricot), 6951 nucleotides long. The record is from the annotation of a GenBank genome assembly. Lineage: Eukaryota; Viridiplantae; Streptophyta; Magnoliopsida; Rosales; Rosaceae.